GAAAACAUUGUUAUCAAAACGCACUGUCAAACUACUGUCAAGUUUUAUUUGUUUUUAUUUUAAUUGUAAACACAAAAAAUAAUCUUACACUGUCAAAAAAAUAAAAUGUCACAUGUUCAGUAUGUUGACGAAUUGGUGAAAGAAUAUUUAUUAUUCAGGGGAUUUAGUCAAACGCUAAAAAUAUUUGACAAUGAGAUAAAAUCAGAAAAAGAAAAAGGCUUUCGGGUUGAUAAAAUUGUUGAUCAAUUAAUGCAGUAUAUUUAUACAUUUGAUAUUGUAUCAUUACGAGAAUUAUGGGGUUAUUUAGAUACAAAAAUAUUUUCACAUUUAGAAAAUCAUUUUACAUUGAGUAUUAAAAAACUUGAAAAUGCAAUAUUAAAAAUGUAUCUUGUAAAUGCAACGGUAAACAAUAAACCAGAAAAAAUACAAGAUUUUUUUAAUCGUCUUACACAAGAACUUCAGGGACAAACUGAAUGGAAAGAUUGGUUUGCUUAUCCUUUUAUUAAAAAUCCUGAAGAAAAUUCAAUUUAUUCAGUUUAUUUUAGUAAACAAUGGCAAGACACAAUGAUUGUGUCACUUCAUAAUUUUCUUUCAACAAUAUUUCAGUGUAUGCCUUAUCCAACACUACUGACAAUUGACGAACAUGCUAAUAAAAUAAAAACGUUACAAGAAGAAAAUAAUACACUGAGACAAUGUCUAAGUGAUUAUUCAAAAGUUGAAAAUAUAGCAGAUGUUAAUUUAGGAGUAACACCUCAUCUUCCACCAAUAAUGGAUGAUUUUUAUAUAAUUGCACAAGAAUCACCACUAACAGAAAAUCCAAAAACAUUUAAAAAUUUAAUUAAAAAUAUUAGCAGUGGAUCAAGUCCAGUGAUGAAUAGAAAAUCAUUAACAACAAAAAGAACAAAUUCAAAAGGAAGAGUUACGUCAAUUAGUAAAGGUGAUCUUGCUGCAAAACGUAGUAUUAGUUGUGAUUCAAGAUUAACAAGAAAACGUGAUUCAUCACUUGAUACAAGUGUUGAAAGAAAAGUUAAAGAUAAAAAUGAUUUUAGUUAUCUUUUACUUAGUCAAGAAGAAUAUACAGAGCAUAAAAAUUCAAUAAUUCAGUGUAGAAGUAAUCAAAGUGGAUCUUAUGUUGCCACUGGUGAUAUUGAUGGUAUAAUUAAAGUUUGGACUCCAAUACCAUCACCAAAGACUGUUGCAACAUUUACACCAACUGGAUUAAAUUCAAAUAAUGCAAUAACAGCUUUAGAUUGGAUUUCAAAAAAUGAACGUUAUUUUUUACAUGGUAAUAAAAAUGGCUCAAUAGAAUUACAUGAUAUAAGAGAUAAAAAAACAUUAUUAAAAAUUCAACAUGAAGAAACAAAUAUUUUAUCAUUAACAUGCAAUCCAAUUGAUUCAACAUUUGUUUGUUCUGUUAGUGAUAAUAAUGAAAGUAAAAUUUUACUAUAUGAUGUUAAAACUAAAAAAUUAGAAAGAACACUUUAUACUGAUAAAAAUAUAAUACCAUUAUGUUCAACAUUUAAUCAUAAUGGACAAUUACUUAUAACUGGUUUAUCAAAUGGAAAUAUAAUUAUUCAUGAUAUUAGAAAAAAUGAAUCAAUUGAUAAUUUUAAUUGUCAUCAAUCAUCAAUUAUUGAUAUUGAAUUAAUUAAUGAUUUUACAAAUAUCAUUGCACAAAGUGAAGAUGGAACAAUUUGUCAAAGAAAUUUAAAUCAAACAAAUAAAAUAAUAUGGGAAACUAAAAUUAAAAUUAGUAAAAAUAUUAUUCAUGGUAAAAUAUUUACAUUUGAUCAAACUGGUAGUCAUAUGUUACUUUGUACACAAACUGGAGGAACAAUUUACAAGAUACCUCCAAGUAAUCAAGGAAAAAUUAUUGAACUUGGUGGACACAAAGAGACACUAUGUUGUGAUUGGUCAACAGCAAAUCAAUCUGGCACAUGUAUUACUGGUGGUGCCGAGGGUAAAGCAAGAGUAUCUAUUUUACUAUCACCAUGAUAUUGUGAUGAUAAUAAUACAACAAUAUAUAAAAAUUCGAAAUUUAUAAAUUUUUUAAAAAAUGUUUAUUCAAAAUGCUAAUUAUAAUAUUAAUAAUAAUAAUAAUAAUAAUAGUAAUAAAUAUUUAUUGAUGAUAAAAAAAAAAUUAACUUACUAAAUGACAAGAAACUUUGGAUGUUGACGAUUAAGUGACCAUCUAUGAAAUGGUCCAGUAUAAUUAAGUUGUGGUGACCAGUAACGUCGUAUUGCUUCACUUAUUUCAGAUGGUGUUAUUGGUUUAAAAACUGGAUUCUAUUAUAAUAAUAAAUACAUGAUUAUUUGUGCAAUAAAUAAA
Aphidius gifuensis is the source of this 2329-nucleotide messenger RNA. Its product is annotated as WD repeat-containing protein 91. The transcript has 7 exons. Bases 106 to 1995 code for a protein of 629 amino acids. Gene Ontology annotation, molecular function: protein binding; phosphatidylinositol 3-kinase regulator activity. Gene Ontology annotation, biological process: early endosome to late endosome transport. Lineage: Eukaryota; Metazoa; Arthropoda; Insecta; Hymenoptera; Braconidae. The record is from RefSeq and is a predicted model, not a curated record. Gene Ontology annotation, cellular component: late endosome membrane; extrinsic component of endosome membrane; early endosome membrane.